AGUGGUUAUAUGUGACGAUCAUCAAACAAAAUAUUUAUUUACUGGAAUGGGUUUGUCUGUUGUUUACAAAUUCAUUUGUAUGUUAUUGUUUUACGUGCUAUUUUUAAGAAGUUUCUUCCCGAUACGAAAUGGUUUGUCAGGAUUUUCUGAACAUUCCGAUUUCUCACUCGAAUUUUUCAACAAAAAUGCUACCCAUCGUCCUGAUCUUUUGUCAGCUUUAAACCCUCCAAUAUUUAAGAAAAUGGUUUUUGUCUUGAUCGAUGCUUUGAGGGCAGAUUUUGUGUUCAGCGAAAAAUCGCCUAUGACGAGUUUACAAAAUUUAUUGACAAAUGGAAAGGCUUUGAGGUACAUUGCAAGGGUCCACCCUCCAACGGUCACUUUACCCAGGAUCAAGGCAUUGAUGACUGGCAGUAUUCCUGGGUUUGUUGAUGUGGUGUUGAAUUUUGGAUCCACUGAACUGCUUGAGGACAACAUUAUAGAGCAGAUGAGGAGAGCGAAGAAGAGGGUUAAGUUUUACGGUGAUGAAGUAUGGAUCAAAUUAUUUCCUCACCACUUUGUUGAGUCUGAUGGAACCACAUCCUUCUUUGUCACUGAUUAUACCGAGGUUGACAACAAUGUCACUAGACAUGUAUUACCAACCCUCAGAACUGGACAAUAUGAUGUCAUGAUUCUUCACUACACUGGGCUUGACCACAUUGGUCACAUGGCAGGCCCUACCAGUCCACUGAUACCUCCCAAACUUGCGGAGAUGGACGCCAUCAUUAAAGACAUCUAUGAACAUGUGGAGCAGGACAAAGAAGCAGAGACCCUUGUAGUUGUAAGUGGGGACCACGGAAUGAGUGACCAGGGAGGCCAUGGAGGGACUACACAAAGCGAGACCAAAGUGCCUCUUCUACUCCUCAGCCCCAAGUUUACACCACACAAAGGUGAUGUGAUAAGAGAAGUUGAUCAAAUUGAUGUGGCUCCGACUCUGUCUAUGCUACUUAGUCUUCCAAUACCAAAGAAUAAUCUGGGUGUGGUUAUUGAUGAUGCUCUAGUGGGGUGCUCUACAGAGGAAAAGAUGAUGAUGCUGUGGAGGAAUGGUUUACAGGUUACUAGAGUGUUAGAGUACAACAGCAAGGACUGGAAAAUGGAUGAAGGCUAUCUGGAGUUUCAAAGACUGUCCAAGGUUCAUCAUGAUUGGUUGUUGUCAAAGACAAGUGGAGUACCACAAUCUAUUUGGCUGUCUGAGGGAGACAGGAUUGGGAGACAGUACACACAGGCGAUGAAAACCAUGACAAGGAAUAUCUCUUCAUCCCUCACCCAGUAUGACAUUUACAGCCUUGUAAUCUCCGUGGUAACACUGUGGCUGAUUCUGGUCACGAUUGCUGUAGAGCUCUGCCUGUCCUCAGCCUCCUAUGGUGAAAUCUAUUCAAGGACUGUUGUCUUAUACAUCCCCGUUACCUUGAUGAUAUUUUUUGGACACAUGAUGGUGUGUACCACCUCUCCGUCAAGUCAGCUGUGUCAUACUGAUGGUACUGGUGUACUGCUACAGGUCUUUAUUCUGGCUGUUGUGUGUUGGUCAGUAAAAGAUUUGGUUGUCAAAUUCCUACAGUUUUGGUCUGUCAGAAAAUCAAAGGAAGGGUCAUGUGAUCCCUGGGGUGUGUUCAGUCCUCUGGGAGUUGUCCUGACCCUAGGGACAAUAAUCCACACCUUGAGUCUGCUGUCCAGUAGCUACGUAGAGGAAGAACAUCAGACAUGGUAUUUUUACACUGUAACAAUUCAUCUGCUAAUCCUGGUUUUAAUUCUUUGCUCACACACAUCCCAGGGUUACUUCAGACAGGUAUGCAAAUCUGCAUGUAACCCUAAACAGACCUACAACACAUACGGCACGGAUUACAGAGAAUCAGGACAGAUUGAAAAACAAAUGGAGCUUGAAAAGGAAGAAAAACAUUCCAACCAGGUGACGGGUUUCCCUGGUCAUCCACUGAUGGCCACUAUAUUUGUUUUAUUCCUAUGUAGGGUGUUGAGGACAUGGAAUCAGACAGGAAAUAAAUGGCUGGAUAGACCAGAUGUUGGAGACUGGCUUCUCAGACCAGAGAACAAGAGCAUCCUGUCUGUGCUGGUGGGUGGUUCCUUGACUUUGGUUGCCAUGGUGAAGUGGGCAGGGCAGACAUAUAUACAGAGGAGUGUGUUUGUGGUAGGGUUGUGCUGUAUUUACUGGUACAGAGUUAGUACAGCAGCAAUCGAUAACCCUUUCCAGCUACUCCCGACUUACAACGAGACAAGGGUGGCCCAGCUAGGUUUUCUCUUCACAGGGAUGUGUAUAGUACACCCUUGUGUCUUACUUCUACGAGGUUCACAAGAUGAAGGAAAACCAAACACUGACGUAGCUGUUUCUUUCGGAGGAUCAUUCCAGUCUGCUUGUAUCCUAGUCGUACUGUUACUCGGUAAACCCCACAAUGUGGUAACGUUUGUAAUGGUGGUUAUUCAGGAACACUUAAUACAACGUAUGCUACUGCAUCACAUUGCAUUGUCAACAACAGAUGUCACACUGUAUUACUUUUGGAUGGGCAUGGCAGCUUUCUUCUACCAGGAAUGCCUGAAUCCUGCCUCAAUUUGGUGUAAAGCAUCUUUUGGUGAAGGAAAACCAAAGCUGUAUAAAAAGAUGGGUUUCAGCCCUUUUGGGAUGGGAGUGGCAGGGCAUCAUAGGGCAGAUUCUUUAGAAUCCUUCUUCUUAAGGCAGACCUUGAUUUUGUCUCAAUUUCAUCUGAAGCAUGCUAAGGUCAAGAAUUUCAGUACAUGCUAUAUUUUGUCUGUCAUUAUAGCUUGUCUCAUGACUUUGUCCACCUACGGAGGUCCAUUGUUCUGGCUGGUCAGUCUGGUUAAAUGUCUGACGACCUCAGUGGAGAGCCACACUAUACAUUCCAGGUUGAAGACAACAGUCGAAGGGAUGUGUAGAACUCUGUGCUGGACUCGCGCUCUGCCCUUAGCUGUAUACUCAACACUUGUGACACUACAGCGACACCAUCUGUUUGUGUGGACAGUAUUCUCACCAAAACUCUUGUAUGAGGGAGUCCUCACACUCUUAAUAGCUGUACUUUCUAUAGUGUGUUUAUGUUUAGUAAAAUUUGAAAGUUAAAACCUGACAA
Messenger RNA from Ylistrum balloti, 3131 nucleotides. Its product is annotated as GPI ethanolamine phosphate transferase 2-like. Gene Ontology annotation, cellular component: endoplasmic reticulum membrane. The transcript is spliced from 13 exons. Bases 47 to 3121 code for a protein of 1024 amino acids. Gene Ontology annotation, biological process: GPI anchor biosynthetic process. NCBI's taxonomy places the organism in Eukaryota, Metazoa, Mollusca, Bivalvia, Pectinida, Pectinidae. The record is from RefSeq and is a predicted model, not a curated record.